AAAUAUAAGAGGGAUUUUCAUAUGGGUGAAAUAUGGUUCCUCACUCUGUGGGGUUGGGGCUCUGAUCAGUCUUCUCCUCAGAGCUCUUCCAAGGAAGUUCAAGCAGAAUUUAAUGUGCCUUCAACUACAACUGUAUUAUUGUUUGUAUUCAACUAUUUGAGGAGUUCAAGGUCUUAAUCUUACACAUUGGAAUAAACAAUUUAUAUAGAGUCGGGAUAUAUCAAAAUCUGAACUUCUAGACUUGCAAUUGGUGGAUCUCCAGACUAUUUUAAAUUUGUGGCCCCAACUCUCGCCAUCGACAAUUCAUCACCAUCGUCAGCUCAAUCCUGUUUCAUCUAAUAGCAUUUAAAGUUGUCCAAUUCCACGCUUCGACAUGGCAUCUUUCAAAAUUUACUGUCUGGCUACUUUUGGCAUUUGCUUGUCUCCUAUUAAUUUAAUACUAGUUGUUAUGUACUUAGAUUAAUUGUUAAACCCUUUGAUCAAAUCUUUACCAACUCUUCCCCUUUUCGCAGAUGUGUGUUUAUUUGAUUACUUCAGAGAGAUUCAUGAAAUCACCAAACUAAGACAAUUAAGUUUUAAUAAGAGGAAUCAGAUCAGGUCAAACUUUGUUUUUUUGUUAAAUAUUUUGUUUAGUUUCUUGAAUACACCAGAGUGAACUAGCGUAAGAAGCUGAAUAAAGUGGUAUUUGGUCUCUUCUUCUUUCCAUAUUCAUAUAAUAAAUUUUAAGGUAAGGGGAUUCCUAUUUAAUGUAAAUGGGCUGUCUAGGAACUUGGGCUUCCUUUCUUUCCCUUAGUUUGUCUCUACUUGUUUGCUCCCACAAUUAUGUUAGAAAAUGAUGGGACAGGUCACAUAGGAUAAACACAGAGCACCCAUCUUCCCCAGCCUUGAGUUUCUGAAAAUUUUCCAGCUAAGGCAAGGGAGAGAAUUCUCUAAAAUGAGAACCAUAGCAUCUUGUUACAGCGAACACGCCAUUAAAGUUUCAGACUCCUACUGUUCAGGCCCUUCAAACCAGGCUUGUCUCUCCCCAAGCCUCAUCCCUUCAAUCCAAAAGGCAGUUACAUGUAUUUACAAGGCUAGGCUCUCCAAUCAAAAGCAGCUCCUGAUCACUCUCAACUGGUGCAACAACCUGGUUGGACAAGGCUUCAGCAUUAAAAUCAGCAACGACCUCUCCUCUUCUUUCGAAUCCAAUGCAGUCUCUCAUCAAUUUCGAAAUAAUAGGGGCACCAGGACUUUCGAAUUAUGCGACUCAAGAAUUGAAGUCUUCUGGGAUCUUUCCAGGGCUCAGUAUGACAGUGGACCAGAACCAAUCAAUGGGUUUUAUGUCAUAGUUUUGGCUGACUCGGAACUUAGUCUCCUCCUUGGAGACAUGGAUGUGGAACCCCAUGUGAAAAAACUCAUAAAUGGAAUCCCUGUUGCAAAAUUCUCCUUGGUUUCCAGGAGCGAGCAUUUCUCUGGUAACGCCGUCUACUUGACUAAGGUUCAAUUCUGUGACACUGGAACAGCCCAUGACAUUCUGAUCAAGUGUAGCGGAGAAGAUGAAGGGUCUAGGAAUCCGGUAUUAUCUGUCUGCGUGGACAACAAGAAGGUAAUUCAGGUAAAGCGAUUAAGGUGGAAUUUUCGGGGAAACCAGACCAUCUUUGUGGAUGGAUUGCUAGUGGAUAUGAUGUGGGAUGUUCAUGAUUGGUUCUUCAAUCCAUCAUCCGGUUCUGCUGUUUUCAUGUUUAGGACAAGGAGCGGACUGGACAGCAGGCUAUGGUUGGAGGAGAAGAAUUUGACGAAUAAGGAACAAGAGAAGGUCGAGUUCUCCUUGUUGAUCUGUGCCUGUAAGAACCCUGACUGAUUCUUAGUUUCUUCUCUUUGAAUUCCCUAUUCUAUAUAAAUUUUCUUUUCUAGAAAAAGCAAAUUGUUUGCUUUCUGAAUUAUAGGAAAAUAUGCUCAACUGGAGUGGAGAAAAUGAAUUUGAGUUGUAAAAAUUUUACUCUGUACAUAAACCCUAUUCAUUCAGAUUGUUCUCUCUCAAGCAAAACCUUCCUCGUUCUGACUUU
This is a messenger RNA of Vitis vinifera (wine grape), 2045 nucleotides long. RefSeq lists its product as uncharacterized. The transcript has 2 exons. The record is from RefSeq and is a predicted model, not a curated record. Bases 935 to 1840 code for a protein of 301 amino acids. Lineage: Eukaryota; Viridiplantae; Streptophyta; Magnoliopsida; Vitales; Vitaceae.